AUGGAUCAAAAUUUAAAAAUUAGAUUUUAUGAACUUUUAAUUAUAAGUGUGAUAGUUUUGACAUUAAUACUACAAAUCAAAGCUCAAUCUCAGACUCAACCAGAUAUCUCAAGUAUGGCGGUUAUUACUCUUACUUCACAUGCUAGUUCUCCUAGCGCUGGUUCUAAAUCUGAAGAACCAUUAGUAUCAUUAGAUGGUCUUAAGCCUUUAAUUAUUACGGCUUCAUGUGUGGCUGGAAUUGUUGUCAUUACACUAGUAGUAUGUAUAAUUAGAAGGGUAGUGAAUAAACGCCGUAGGCACAAAAGCGAUAGUAAUUAUUAUGAUGAUUCUCACAAUGGUGAUGGAAAAGGAUAUACAAAUUAUAACAGUGUUGAACGAACGAUCAUAAUGGUCAUAAUCAAAGAGGAAGAAGAAAAGGAAGUUUCAAAAGUAGCAAGUGAAACGGACAUUAUUUUGAAAGUUCAAAGUGAUAAUGACAGCAGCGAUCACAAAUAA
Molecule: messenger RNA, 495 nt
Organism: Cetraspora pellucida
Lineage: Eukaryota; Fungi; Glomeromycota; Glomeromycetes; Diversisporales; Gigasporaceae
Source: the annotation of a GenBank genome assembly